Molecule: messenger RNA, 4875 nt
Organism: Tripterygium wilfordii
Lineage: Eukaryota; Viridiplantae; Streptophyta; Magnoliopsida; Celastrales; Celastraceae
Exons: 12
Coding region: 1-4875 (1624 amino acids)
Biological process (GO): DNA integration
Molecular function (GO): nucleic acid binding
Source: RefSeq, a predicted model, not a curated record
AUGGGGCAUAACAAAGCUUUUCAUAUUUCAGCUAUGUGUCGUGGAAAAGAAUUAGCAAGUAUCCUUGUGGACAAUGGAUCAUCCCUCAAUAUUUUACCAAAGGAGGCUUUUGAGAAGCUGCCGAUCGACAGAUCUUAUUUAAGACAAGUGUCGAUGGUAGUGAGGGCAUUCGACGGAACACGAUGCGGAGUCGGUGCAGCGUUGAUAUCACCUGAAAAGAAUGUUAUACCAUUUACAGCUAAGUUUUGCCCAAAUCAUGGCCUCCCGGAAUGGGUAGUGUACCAAGCUUUUUAUAAUGGUUUGAGCAUGCAUACUAAGGAGACUAUUAAUGCAGCUGCGGGAGGUUCCUUCAUGACCAAGAAUCAAGAGGAGGCUAGAGAAUUACUGGAAAAAGUGGCCAAAACCACUAACUCUUGUACUAACCAUCACACCGGAGAAUGCUUGAUCACUAAUGCAUCUUCGUCUCAAGAUGCAGAAUUGCAGAAAAAUGUAGUUGAGGAAACACAGAGUCCAAAUCCGAUCGAUCGGACCUCAAAUCCGAUCGAUCGGAUCCCUGAAUUUGAAAAUGAGACAGGAGAAAAAUCCGAUCGAUCGGACACAAUUCCGAUCGAUCGGACCACUGCAGACCAAAAUGAAAGUGUUGAAAAUAUGCAGAAGAGCAAGGAUGUGCAGUCCCGGUUGAAAAACACCAAGACGGAUUCUGGAUUCUCAAAGUUUCUUGAUGUGUUCAAGAAAUUGCAGAUAAACAUACCUUUUGCCGAAGCUUUGGAGCAGAUGCCCAGCUAUGCCAAACCUUUCUUGCGUACGGGGAGGACUCUUAUUGAUGUGGAAAAAGGUACUUUGGUAUUGAGAAUUGCGGAUGAAGAAGUCACGUUCAAGGUGUUUAACACUACCAAGUACCCGAAUGACGAAGAAUCUUGUCUUUGCAUAGACUCGGUGGACCAUAUUUUGGCUCAUACUUAUUCCAUCAAUUCUUGCCAAGACCCUCUUGAGUCUUGCUUGGUGAAUAGAGAUGCUCUUGAAUACGGUGAUGAUGAAAUGGUAGAGUUUAUGAAUUGGUUAGAAUCGAUGCAAGAAGCUAAACCAAGAAGAUUCCAGCGAUUUGAACCGCUUGGUGUUUUGUCUUCAAGGCCACAACCAAGUAUCAUAGAAGCUCCAACACUCACUUUGAAACCUCUUCCGUCUCAUCUUCGGUAUGCUUACUUGGGAAAUUCUACUACCUUGCCGGUUAUUAUCUCUUCGAAGUUGAAUACGGAAGAAGAGGACAAACUUUUAAGAGUAUUGAGGGAGCACAAAAUGGCUUUGGGGUGGACAAUAGCAGAUAUUCGGGGAAUCAGCCCCACUAUGUGUAUGCAUCGUAUUCUAAUGGAGGAGGAUUACAAGUCUUCGGUAGAGCAUCAACGCCGACUAAAUCCCAAUAUGAAAGAUGUAGUAAAAGCUGAAAUUUUAAAACUUCUUGAUGCAGGAAUUAUUUACCCUAUUUCAGAUAGUUCUUGGGUAAGUCCGGUGCAAGUAGUCCCCAAAAAGGGUGGAAUCACAGUGGUGAAGAAUGAGAAGAAUGAAUUGAUUCCCACCCGCACUACGACUGGUUGGCGAGUUUGCAUUGAUUAUAGGAAGCUCAACAAUGCCACUAGGAAGGAUCACUUUCCUUUACCCUUUAUUGAUCAAAUGCUAGAGAGGCUUUCGGGAUAUUCCUAUUAUUGCUUCUUGGAUGGUUAUUCGGGGUACAAUCAAAUCCCCAUUGCUCCGGAAGACCAAGAAAAGACCACUUUUACUUGUCCUUUUGGCACUUUUGCUUAUAAAAGGAUGCCUUUCGGCUUAUGUAAUGCGCCGGCCACCUUUCAACGGUGUAUGAUGAGUAUUUUCAGUGAUAUGGUGGAGCACACAAUUGAGGUAUUCAUGGAUGAUUUUUCUGUUUUUGGCUCAUCAUUUGACUCUUGUUUGAAAAAUUUAUCUAUGGUGCUCCAAAGAUGUGAAGAGACUAAUUUAGUGCUCAAUUGGGAGAAAUGCCAUUUCAUGGUGCAAGAAGGGAUAGUCUUGGGAUUCUAUAGGCGUUUCAUCAAGGAUUUUUCGAGAAUCACAAAGCCUUUGUGUGAAUUAUUGUUGAAAGAUGUUAAGUUUCAUUUUACAAAGGAGUGCUUGGCAGCCUAUACCACUCUCAAGGAAAGGCUUACUACAGCUCCUAUUAUCACUUCUCCGGAUUGGAACAUUCCAUUUGAGCUCAUGUGUGAUGCUAGUGACUACGCUAUGGGAGCGGUUCUCGGUCAAAGGAAGAAUAAAAUUUUGUAUGUUAUCUACUAUGCUAGCCGUACUCUAAAUGAUGCUCAACUCAAUUACACAACAACGGAGAAAGAACUUUUGGCGGUUGUCUUUGCUCUUGACAAGUUCCGGUCGUACUUGAUUGGCUCUAAAGUCAUUGUAUACACUGAUCAUGCAGCCUUGCGCUAUUUAUUAAUGAAGAAGGAAGCCAAGCCAAGGUUGAUUCGAUGGAUUCUUCUAUUGCAAGAAUUUGACUUGGAAAUUCGAGAUAAAAAGGGAUCCGAGAAUGUGGUGGCGGAUCACUUGUCUAGAAUAUUGGAGGGGCGUGAAGAAGCGACCAUUCCUAUCAAAGAAACAUUUCCAGAUGAACAAUUGUUUGCUAUUCACUCUUCUACAACUCCUUGGUAUGCUGAUUUUGUAAAUUAUUUGGCCAAGGAGAUCCUUCCUCCGGAUUUAUCCCACUCUCAAAGGAAGAGAUUCCUCCAUCUUCUUUUUGAUGUGUGGGGCAUAGAUUUUAUGGGGCCAUUCCCUAAUUCUUUGGGAAAUUACUAUAUCCUUAUGGCGGUUGACUAUGUUUCUAAAUGGGUGGAGGCCAUGGCAUUACCCACCAAUGAUUCCAAAGGGGUGUUGAAGUUUUUGAAGAAGAAUAUUUUUACAAGAUUUGGUACCCCGAGGGCGAUUAUUAGUGAUGGGGGUACCCACUUUUGCAACCGGCAAUUCGAUUCCUUGCUUGCCAAAUAUGGCAUUACUCACAAGGUCGCUACUCCGUACCAUCCUCAGACAAGUGGCCAAGUGGAGAUUUCUAAUAGAGAGUUGAAGAAAAUUCUUGAAAAAACAGUCAAUGCCUCAAGGAAGGAUUGGUCUUUAAAGCUAGAUGAUGCUUUGUGGGCUUACCGUACAGCUUUUAAAACUCCUAUUGGCAUGUCUCCCUUCCGCUUGGUAUUUGGGAAAGCUUGUCACCUCCCGGUUGAAUUGGAGCACAAAGCCUUUUGGGCUAUUAAAUUUCUGAAUUUUGACAUGGCAAGUGCGGGAGAACAACGGUUAUUGCAAUUGAAUGAGCUUGAUGAAAUUCGCCUUGAUGCUUAUGAGAAUGCAAAAAUCUAUAAGGAACGGACCAAGAAAUGGCAUGAUAGCCACAUUGUUCGGAAGGAGUUCAAGGUGGGGCAACAAGUGCUGUUAUUCAAUUCAAGACUCCGUCUAUUUCCGGGCAAGCUCAAAUCGAGAUGGUCCGGACCUUUUCUAGUUACCACGGUGUUUCCUCAUGGCGCCGUUGAGAUCAAGCAUGAAACUAUGGGAACUUCAUUCAAGGUGAAUGGGUAUGAUUCCUUCACUCUUCCUUCGCAUUUAAAUUUUGAGAUUGUGUGCUGCCAUAUGUUGAUAUUUCCUGAUAAUUGGAGAUUUGGGAGAGGAACAAGGGAAGCCAUUACUAUUUUGCACUUUGUUCUUGACUUCAUGGGACGACGCAAGGCAGCUGAGGCGUCCGGUUCCACCACACCUCCAUCCUCCCCCAAGCGAGCGCGGGGCACUAAGAAGAAAACUUUGGCACCUCCGCGUCCGCGGCCAUCGGAGGAUAAUUUUGCUUCGGCUCGCAUUGCGAAUGAUUGGAGGCUCGACUCCCGUAUCAUGGACGAGCCACUGAAUUCUUGGGCCGCGGGGUACUUGAGUCGAGCUCGGCUAGAUUUUCUGUGGAACUACCGCUAUUUCCGGCUUGAUGUAUACUCCACUUUAAUUCGUGCUUUCUACCGUACUCUACGCACGGUUGAUUCCAGCGAGGGCGACGACGGCCCCGAGCAUUACAUUGUGAGAAUACCCAAGAUAGACAAAGGAGCCGUUUCUUAUACAUUCACUACUGCUGAUAUUUGUGAUGCUCUUGGCUAUCCUGCUUCUUAUUCAGAGGAUCUUCCAGUCGGCCCUCCGGUAGAGGUGGAUCACACUACCAUGUUCCACACGUUAGUUCCCGACCCAGUUGUACGCCAGAGAAAUAGGCAUGCUGCUACGAGAGGCUCUAUUCCCUCUCGUCUUUGGAUUAUUGACAGUAUGAUGAAGAAAAAUUUAUGGCCCCAUGGCCAUAAAUCUGAGAGACGCGGCCCAGCCUUGGAGUUACUGUAUUUCUUCCAUCAGGAGUGCUGGUUUGAUAUUGGCUAUUAUUUUGUGCGCUCCAUGCUGCAAUGCACUACGGAGGUGUGUCAGGGGAAGAAGAUGCAGUUGUUCUUUCCCCGGUUGAUCACUCGUUUGCUCCGUCAUUUGGGGCACCCGCUACCAGAGACCGGUGAUGCUGAUCCUCUUGUUUCUGAGCUCUCCCCCGCCGACUGGAAUCUGCGUACAGGUCAUCUCCCUCCAGCUGUUGAUCCGGCUGCUGAGCCGGCUGAUUCUAGUCCCCCGUCCAGUCCGGCUGAUCCACCACAUGUUCGCUCUACGGAGGAGCGGUUAGAGGCCAUUGAGAUGUUUCAGAUUGAGACACGUGACCAGCUGGCUGCCAUUCGUGCUCAGCAAUCGGAGAUGGUUGCUCUUCUACGCCAGCUGUCCAUGCAGUCUUCUAACGCGCCAGCUGCUCCUGCACCUGCUUCUGCUGGGCCAUCCACUGUUUCUCUUCCAUCCAGGCGUCGUUCCUUCUGA